This is a messenger RNA of Amphiprion ocellaris (clown anemonefish), 2091 nucleotides long. Its product is annotated as T-complex protein 1 subunit theta-like. Lineage: Eukaryota; Metazoa; Chordata; Actinopteri; Pomacentridae. The transcript is spliced from 16 exons. Bases 256 to 1779 code for a protein of 507 amino acids. Gene Ontology annotation, molecular function: ATP-dependent protein folding chaperone; ATP hydrolysis activity; ATP binding. The record is from RefSeq and is a predicted model, not a curated record. Gene Ontology annotation, cellular component: chaperonin-containing T-complex. Gene Ontology annotation, biological process: protein folding.
UCGCUGAAGUCGCUCCUCCUCUGCCUCUCCGGCUUUGUACCCAGAGCUGAACCACGCCGCGGCUACCUCUUCCAGGAUACCGGGGCUUCUAAACAUCGGAAAAUGGCCCUCCACGUCCCCAAAGCUCCGGGCUUUGCCCAAAUGUUAAAGGACGGCGCCAAGCACUAUUCGGGGCUUGAAGAAGCAGUCUUUCGUAACAUCAGAGCAUGAAAGGAGCUCUCACAGACCACACGCACUGCCUAUGGGCCAAACGGAAUGAACAAAAUGGUCAUCAAUCACUUGAAGAAACUGUUUGUCACCAAUGACGCUGCGACAAUCCUCAGAGAGCUUGAGGUGCAACAUCCAGCAGCAAAAAUGAUUGUGAUGGCAUCCCAUAUGCAAGAGCAGGAGGUCGGAGACGGUACCAACUUUGUCCUGGUUUUUGCUGGAGCUCUGCUGGAGCUGGCUGAAGAGCUGCUCAGGAUGGGCUUGUCUGUGUCAGAGGUGAUUGAAGGCUACGAGAAGGCAUGUAAGAAGGCUCUGGAGAUCCUGCCAGACUGCGUAUGUUCUUCAGCCAAGAACCUCCACGAUGUUAAAGAGGCCACAUCUCUCAUCCGUACGGCAGUCAUGAGUAAACAGUAUGGCAAUGAAGACUUCCUUGCCAACCUCAUCGCGCAGGCCUGUGUAUCCAUCUUCCCCGAGUCCGGCAAUUUCAAUGUUGAUAACGUCAGAGUAUGCAAGAUUUUGGGUUGUGGUGUGACAGCAUCCUCCAUGCUCCAUGGCAUGGUUUUUAAGAAGGAGGCAGAGGGAGACAUCACAUCCGUUAAAGACGCCAAGAUUGCAGUAUUCUCCUGCCCCUUCGACUGCAUGGUGACAGAGACCAAGGGAACGGUGUUGAUAAAUAAUGCGCAGGAACUCAUGAACUUCAGUAAGGGAGAGGAGGAUAUGAUGGAGGCUCAGGUGAAGGCCAUCAAGGAGGCUGGUGCCAAUGUGGUGGUAACUGGGGGGAAAGUGGCCGACAUGGCACUGCACUACGCCAACAAAUACAAGCUCAUGGUGGUCAGGCUUAACAGCAAGUGGGACCUCAGGAGGUUAUGCAAGACUGUGGGAGCUGUUGCACUUCCCAGACUGACGGCUCCAACUCCAGAGGAGAUGGGUCACUGUGACAGUGUUUACCUGACAGAGGUGGGAGACACUCAGGUGGUCGUCUUCAAACACGAGAAAGAAGAUGGUGCCAUCUCAACGGUGGUGAUCAGAGGCUCCACUGACAACCUGAUGGACGACAUCGAGAGGGCCGUAGAUGAUGGAGUCAACACCUUCAAGGUUCUAGUCCGGGACAAGCGUCUGGUACCUGGAGCUGGAGCCACUGAGAUUGAGCUGGCCAAACAGAUCACCUCAUACGGAGAGUCUUGCCCUGGUCUGGAGCAGUAUGCCAUUAAGAAGUUUGCUGAAGCCUUCGAGGCUUUGCCACGUGCCCUGGCUGAGAACUCUGGUGUGAAGGGGAGCGAGCUCAUUUCUAAACUGUAUGCUGCGCAUCACAAGGGAAGCAAAAAUAUGGGCUUUGACAUCGAGGGAGACGGCAUUGCUUUGAAGGACAUGCUUGAAGGUGGCAUUCUGGAGCCGUACAUGGUCAAAUACUGGGGAAUCAAACUGGCCACCAACGCUGCCAUCACAGUCCUGAGAGUGGAUCAGAUCAUCAUGGCUAAGGCUGCAGGGGGACCCAAGGCUCCCAAGCAGAGAGGUCACUGGGACAAGGACGGUUGGGACGAAGAGCCUGAUAAUUUUGAAACUCAUCAUUAGAGGGCGCACACACACACCCUCUUUCAAUCAUCAUGGCCAAACCAGCAGGGGGACCCAAACCUCCCCAGGGCAUGAAGGACUUCGACGAGGAUGACUGAGUCUGAUGCUGUCCAGCUGAUGCUCCUUUCACCCCGAACGCUCCCACAUGGAUUCACCAACUUUUUCUACUUGUUUAUUUAAAGCUCAACUGUUUGGUUUAUUUUGUAAAAGUCACCAUACAUUGGUUAAAGUAACAUGUGAAAGUAAGAAGUACAGAUGCCUCUGUUUGCUUUUUAUGUUCUUACACCCAAAUAAAAGGCACUUGCGCUGUCA